Lutzomyia longipalpis is the source of this 1498-nucleotide messenger RNA. RefSeq names its product sulfide:quinone oxidoreductase, mitochondrial (gene Sqor). The transcript is spliced from 3 exons. Bases 92 to 1432 code for a protein of 446 amino acids. Gene Ontology annotation, molecular function: FAD binding; sulfide:quinone oxidoreductase activity. Gene Ontology annotation, cellular component: mitochondrion. The record is from RefSeq and is a predicted model, not a curated record. NCBI's taxonomy places the organism in Eukaryota, Metazoa, Arthropoda, Insecta, Diptera, Psychodidae.
UCAGUGGCAAACAGUUGAACCAAAAAAUCCCAUGAUCGCGCAUCAACCUUGAACUUCCACUCGAAAUUCCCGAAAUUGCAGUUCCGUAAAGAUGUUACAUCGUUUGUGGACACCCUCUGUGAUGUUUGGUGCUACCCAGAAUACCAUCCGGCUCUUUUCCGUGUCUGCCAUUAAUGCACAAAAGCGUCAAUGCAAAGUUCUCGUUGUCGGCGGGGGAUCUGGAGGAUGUUCCGUGGCGGCGAAACUCUCCUCCAAAUUCGGUCCCGGCAAGGUCAUGAUUCUGGAACCUUCUGAAACACACUAUUAUCAACCAAUGUUCACCCUUGUUGGUGGUGGGAUGAAGAAACUCGAGGAAUCUUGUGCCCCAAUGAAGGAGACCCUUCCCUCAUUGGCUACCUGGGUGCACGACAGUGUGGCUCAAUUCGAACCAGAAGCCAAUGCUGUUGUCACGAAGACUGGACAGCGGAUUGAGUAUGAACAACUCCUCAUUGCAAUUGGUCUGGAAUUGCGGUAUGAUCGUGUACCUGGACUUGUGGAAGCUCUCGCCAUGCCAGAUGGGGGUGUCUGCUCAAAUUACUCCCCGAAAUACGUGAAUCGCACCCUGGAGGCACUUCAGAAGUUCCAACGGGGCAAUGCAAUCUUCACAUUCCCAAAUUCCCCCGUUAAAUGCCCCGGAGCCCCCCAAAAAAUUGCCUACAUUGCUGAGCACUACCUACGGAGGAAUAAGAAGCGCCAGGAAGCAAAUAUAAUCUACAAUACAUCCCUCCCUGUGAUUUUUGGUGUUAAACACUAUGCGGAUGCUUUGUGGAAAGUAGCUGAGAAGCGUGGGAUUAAGGUGAAUCUUCGCACGAAUCUCAAGCAAGUCCUUCCGGAGAAGAAUCAGGCUGUCUUUGAGAAUCUUGAUAAACCCGGAGAGGAGCAUACAAUUGAGUAUUCUUUGCUUCACGUAACACCCCCAAUGGCCACACCGGAAGUCCUAUCAUCGUGCCAGGGUCUAGCAAAUGCCGCAGGAUUCGUUGAUGUGAACAAGGACACGCUACAACACGUAAAGUACUCAAAUAUCUUUGCCAUUGGUGAUUGCUCUUCGUCACCCAAUUCCAAGACAGCUGCUUCUGCUGCUGCCCAAGCACCGGUUGUGUACAAAAAUAUGCUAGCUGUGAUGCAGGGAAUGACCCCAAGUGCCUCAUACAAUGGUUACGCUUCCUGCCCCCUCGUCACAGGCUACUACUCGUGCAUCCUCGCUGAAUUUGACUACAAUCUCCAACCUCUGGAGACAUUCCCCGUGCCUCAGAACAAGGAGCGCCUGUCAAUGUUUCUCUUGAAGAAGCACUUCAUGCCACCCCUCUACUGGCACGCCAUGCUCAAUGGGAUGUGGAAUGGACCUGGAAUUGUACGUAAACUCCUCGAGCCCCUCCGGAAGGAAACACAGUGAAAAAUUGUAGUUUUUUUGCCUGUAUUUUUGCAAUGAAAAAUACAAAUUGGGACGCUUCCGCAAAAG